AUGUCUCAUCAUAAGAAGAGGGUAUACCCUCAAGCCCAGGUGUCAUACACUGCGAGUGUGCCAAUAGUUGCAGAGCAACAGCAGUCUCAACAACAGAUCGAUCAGACAGCAUAUGCAAUGGGCGACUUACAAUUGAACAACAAUUCCUACUCGUUAACACAACUAGCUCAAAACCAACAAUUUCCUGGCACAGGGAAAGUGGUCAACCAACUAUACCCUGUGGAUUUGUUUACGGAAUUACCUCCUCCGAUUCGUGAUCUAUCUUUACCGCCUCCUCCAAUCACCAUUUCCCAAGAUAAUAUCGUGACUCCGUCCGAAUCAUCAAACAUUCCAUACCAGUACGUCAGAUCUACUUUGAACGCAGUGCCAAAAACAAGUUCCCUACUGAAGAAAACGAAGCUACCGUUCGCCAUUGUCAUUAGGCCAUAUUUGCAUUUGCAAGAUUCCGAAAACCAAGUGCCAUUAAAUACUGAUGGGGUAAUUGUCCGUUGUCGCCGUUGUCGUUCAUAUAUGAACCCUUUUGUCGUCUUCAUCAACCAAGGGAGAAAAUGGCAAUGUAAUAUAUGCCGUUUCAAAAAUGACGUCCCAUUUGGGUUCGAUCAAAACUUACAAGGCGCUCCGAUCAACAGAUACGAAAGAAAUGAAAUUAAAAAUUCUAUAAUUGAUUACUUGGCACCUGUAGAGUAUUCUGUUAGGGAACCUCCACCAUCUGUUUAUGUAUUCAUUUUGGAUGUUUCUCAAAAUGCUGUUAAAAAUGGUUUACUGGCCACUUCUGCCAGAACGAUUUUAGAAAACAUAGAAUUUUUACCAAACCACGAUGGAAGGACUAGAAUUUCUAUUAUAUGUGUUGACCAUAAUCUUCAUUAUUUCUACGUUCCUUUGGAUGAUGAUUAUGAAGAAUCGGAUAAUGAUUCUGAAGAAUUGGAUGAAGCGGAUGAAGAUGAAGAAGAGGAGGAGGAGGACGAAGAAGAUGAUACUUCAGAAACAAUUCAAAUGUUUGAUAUUGGCGAUUUGGACGAACCAUUUUUACCAAUGCCGAGCGAUGAAUUAGUAGUUCCACUAAAAUAUAGUAAAAAAAAUCUGGAAAAAUUGCUGAAAAAAAUACCUGAAAUCUUCCAAGAUACACACAGUAGCAAGUUUGCACUUGGACCUGCCCUAAAAGCUGCCUCAAACCUGAUAAAAAGUACCGGAGGCAAGGUCGAAGUUAUUUCAUCAACUCUACCAAAUACUGGCGUCGGAAAGUUGAAAAAAAGAAGUGAACAGGGUGUAUUAAACACACCAAAGGAAAGCUCUCAGCUACUAUCGUGUAAGGAUUCCUUUUAUAAAACGUUUACAAUCGAGUGUAGCAAAUUGCAAAUAACAGUGGACAUGUUUCUGGCAUCAGAGGAUUACAUGGACGUUGCAUCGCUAUCUCACUUGGGCCGUUUUUCUGGUGGUCAAACACAUUUUUACCCUGGUUUUAAUGCUACCAGUUUGAACGAUGUAACCAAGUUUACUAGAGAAUUAUCAAGACAUUUAACCAUGGAUAUUUCAAUGGAAGCCGUCAUGAGAGUUCGUGGUUCUACUGGCUUGAGGGCCACAUCAUUUUUUGGCCAUUUUUUUAACAGAUCUUCUGAUUUAUGCGCUUUUUCCACAAUGCCUAGAGAUCAGUCUUAUCUUUUCGGAAUAUCGAUCGAAGAUUCAUUAAUGGCAGAAUAUUGCUACUUGCAAGUGUCAACACUGUUGACUUUGAACACAGGUGAGCGUAGAAUUAGGGUCAUGACGUUAGCCCUACCAACGACCGAAUCCGCAAGAGAAGUGUUUGCAUCUGCAGACCAGCUAGCCAUUGCUGAUUUUAUCACACAAAACGCAGUGACCAAGGCUUUGAAUUCAAGCAUGUACUCUGCAAGGGAUUUUAUUACGAAAUCACUAGAAGAUAUUCUAAGUGCCUACAAAAAAGAAAUCUCAAUGUCCAAUAUAAAUUCAGUAGCCUCACUUAACCUAUGUGCAAAUCUGAGAAUGUUACCCCUAUUAAUGAAUGCGUUGAGUAAACAUAUAGCCCUUAGACCGGGCGUUGUUCCGAGCGAUUAUCGUGCAAGUGCAUUGAAUAAAUUGGAAACGGAGCCUCUUCAUUAUUUGAUAAAGAGCAUUUAUCCAACAGUUUACUCCCUACACGACAUGCCUGACGAAGUUGGCUUACCUGACUUCGAAGGAAAAACAGUUUUGCCUGAACCUAUCAACGCUACUAUAUCUCUUUUUGAAAGAUACGGCCUAUAUCUGAUUGACAAUUCCGCAGAAUUAUUUCUAUGGGUUGGCGGAGAUGCAGUUCCUGAGCUACUAAUAGAUGUAUUCAACACUGACACCAUUUCCAACAUUCCUGUUGGGAAAAGUGAAUUGCCUCCUUUGAACAAUUCGCCUUUCAACGAAAGAUUAAGGAAUAUAAUCAGUAACAUUAGAGAAAACAAUGAUACAAUUACCUUUCAAUCGUUGUACAUAAUAAGAGGGCCAUCUAUUAACGAACCUGCUAACCUAAACUCAGAAAGAGAUAUGGCUUCUUUAAGAUUAUGGGCAUUAAGCACUCUUGUUGAAGACAAAGUUUUGAAUUGUGCUAGUUAUAGAGAAUAUUUGCAAAGUAUGAAAACCGCAAUCAACAGAUAA
Messenger RNA from Saccharomyces paradoxus, 2637 nucleotides. RefSeq names its product COPII subunit SFB2 (gene SFB2). Gene Ontology annotation, cellular component: COPII vesicle coat; endoplasmic reticulum exit site. The transcript has a single exon. The record is from RefSeq and is a predicted model, not a curated record. Gene Ontology annotation, molecular function: SNARE binding; zinc ion binding. The coding region runs from base 1 to 2637 and encodes 878 amino acids. Gene Ontology annotation, biological process: endoplasmic reticulum to Golgi vesicle-mediated transport; COPII-coated vesicle cargo loading; intracellular protein transport. Lineage: Eukaryota; Fungi; Ascomycota; Saccharomycetes; Saccharomycetales; Saccharomycetaceae.